This is a messenger RNA of Maniola jurtina (meadow brown), 2109 nucleotides long. RefSeq names its product N-acetylgalactosamine kinase (gene Galk). The transcript is spliced from 2 exons. Gene Ontology annotation, biological process: carbohydrate phosphorylation; galactose metabolic process. Gene Ontology annotation, cellular component: cytosol; cytoplasm. Bases 329 to 1786 code for a protein of 485 amino acids. The record is from RefSeq and is a predicted model, not a curated record. Gene Ontology annotation, molecular function: ATP binding; galactokinase activity. Lineage: Eukaryota; Metazoa; Arthropoda; Insecta; Lepidoptera; Nymphalidae.
AUUGAAUAGUAGAGUCUUGAUCGUCGAGCAUUGAUCACGAUCAGUGGUCGAUUAUCGACCUUAAUAGCAUUAAUCAUUGUUAACUUUAAGGUUAUAUUUAAGUUUAUUCAAGUUCAGUAAUUUAUUUCAGCUUUAAGUGCAGCACAAUUUAAAGCGUUUUGUGAUAAAUAUACAAAGAUCAUUGAAACAAUUACGGGUGAACAGCAUUUACCAAAAUCUUAAACUAGUUUAAAUACCUAUUGAAAACAUAAUUUUUCAUGAUAUCGCAACUUCGCAGUCGUGCAGCGCAGUUUUGCAUUUGUUUACAAUAUAUUGUGAGAGUUGAAAAAUGAACGGAAAUAACAUUGACCAAGUGCCGAUAAGAAAAGUCACUUCCAGUGAAAGAAUUCAAAAGAUUAUUAAAGAAUUCUACGAUGAAUUUGGUUGCCACCCAGCAUUUGUAGCUCGAGUUCCCGGUCGCGUAAAUUUAAUCGGUGAACAUAUUGAUUAUUGUGGCUAUCCGGUGUUACCAAUGGCUCUGGAACAAGAUAUAUUAGUGGCGGGAAGUUUAACUGAGGAACAUAAAGUGUGCAUCAGAAACGCAAAUCCAAAAUACGUGAGUUUCGAAUUAGAAAUCAAAGCAUAUGACGACAUUACAAUCACAGCUGAUAAAGAUGGAAAACCCUUUUGGUAUAAUUACGUAUUGUGUGGAUUAAAAGGAGCACUGGAACACUUAAACAAUGAAUUUUCUAGCGGUGUUAGACUUUAUAUAGAUGGAAAUAUUCCUCCUGCUUCCGGUUUGUCCAGUUCUUCAGCAUUAGUAAGUGCAGCGUGCCUUGCCUUUUUAUAUGCUCAAAAUGCUACAUUAAAUAGAACCGAAAUAGCAUCUUUAUGUGCGAGAUGUGAACGGUACAUCGGAACACAGGGAGGCGGAAUGGAUCAGGCGAUUGCAUUUUUAGCAGAAAAAUAUUGCGCUCAAUAUAUAACGUGGAAUCCUCUGAAAGCUACAAAAGUUGUUUUACCAGAAGAUGCAUCAUUUGUUGUUGCUCACAGCUUGGCAGAGAUUAAUAAAGCUGCAACUAACGAUUACAAUAGAAGAGUAAUAGAAUGUCGGCUAGCCAGUAAAAUAUUAGCUUUAUCUCCCGAGACUAGUAAAGAUCAUAGUGUAAUCACGUUAAGUCAAGUACAGAAAUUACUAGAUAAAACCUUAGAAGAAAUGGUAACUCUAGUUUAUGAACGGUUGCCGAAAUCAAUCUAUACAAAAGAUGAAGUGUGUAAGAUGUUAGAGAUUUCCGAAGAAGAAAUUGAUAAGUUGUACCUGACUUCAAACACGAGGCAUAUAACCGAGUUCAAACUCAAACAAAGAGCUUUGCACGUAUAUGAAGAGGCUUUGAGAGUUGAAGAAUUUCGCAAAAUAUGUCUGCAAUCCAAUAUGAAUGGCAAGAGCAAUGGUUCUAUUCAUGAUAAAAUUCGUUCUUCUGGUGACGAAAACGAGAUACUAACUCGUUUGGGAAAACUCAUGUCGAACAGCCAUGAAAGUUUGAAAUCUUUGUAUGAAUGUUCCCACAAAAAACUAGAUCUAUUGGUAGAGAUAUCGAGCAAACUAAACGUGCACUCCAGGCUGACGGGUGCUGGCUGGGGAGGCUGCAUCGUUGCAUUAUGCCCUAAUGAAAAAGUUAAAAAUUACAUAGAAAAGUUGGAAAAUGAAUAUUACGUCGAGCACUGUAAUAUCGACAAGAAUAAGGCAAAGUCGUAUAUAUUUGCCACUACACCUAAUUAUGGUGCCGUUAUUUAUGUAAAUCAAUAACAAAUUAAGCAUUUCUUGUCAUUAAUUAUUAUCAUUACAAUACAAAUUCAUUUAUUUUUGUCUUCGUAUUUGGGCGAGCAUUGAGUAGAUAGGUAUAUUAAAGUCCGCGAAUAUGAAUAUUAUUUUAUUAUCUACAACUGGUAGAUAAGCAUUUAUAGGCACCAAUUAUUUUACUUAUAUAUGUACCAUAAAAAGUGCCAACGCUGAAUGAUAAAAGUAGGCACUAGGUACUUAACUUAAUAGGUAGGUAUAUAUUUUAUAUUAAUUAUUAAAUGAAUUAUUUAGGUUUACUGUAUUGAUUUGUUACCUAAGUAAGCAUAGUC